This is a messenger RNA of Alternaria ethzedia, 954 nucleotides long. RefSeq lists its product as uncharacterized. Bases 1 to 954 code for a protein of 317 amino acids. The transcript has 2 exons. Lineage: Eukaryota; Fungi; Ascomycota; Dothideomycetes; Pleosporales; Pleosporaceae. The record is from RefSeq and is a predicted model, not a curated record.
AUGUCCGAAAGCUCAACAACCUCCUCAUCUGGUCUCGCGGACUCCUACAUUGCCAAGAAGAGUUUCGAUGCUUCUCAGUGCACCAUAUGUGAGAAAUGUGAAAUCCGGUAUGUAGAACCGCAUGAGACAUACAGAAAUCUACCAAAGAAAGGGCAGAGGCAUCUACGUUGCCGUUGGUGCAUGUCUACCAAAGCAGUCGCAGACAAAGAACCCUUCCCCGAGCAUCUCAUGGUACCCAUGAACUUGUUAUCGAGCACAGGACGUCGUCGCGCGGUCAUUCAUCAGCACCAGCAGACAAAGGGGGCACCCAAAGCCACCAAAGACUUUGUUGGUCCUGCGAAGGCUCAGAAAAGCACCUCAAAAGAUGUAAAAGAUGACGCGCAAUCAGCGGUUUCAUGGUUAGCGAGUCUGACUGCUGAGCAAGAGAGCAUACUCAUGCACCCUCCAAAACUCUUCUCUCCAGCGACAGCCCUCAAAGAUCUCGCACAUGCUCCAACCAGCAUCAGUUGGGCAGAACUAUCGGAGCGUAUGAGAGAUGUUCACUCGUUAGACCGACUCUUCGCCGAUUUCGCUAAAUUACGCUGCAGACUCAACCGAGAUGGCAUGAUCACAGUACAACACAAAGAUGCGAAUUCUCUGCUCUGGGUUCGUUCAAUCGUUACCGACGAUAGCGCGAUUGCAGACUCCACAAGAGCAGGAGAAUUGCUAUUCUCAGAACGGAAAGCUACACUCAAUCCAGACAAGUUGCAGAGCAGUAAUGACCUCAUAAAUCUGCUCGUUAGCUCAUUCCAUCGACAACUUGGUAAGAAGAAGUGGGGGGAUCUGCAGAAGUUUGCCCUGAACAUACUCCGUCAGAACCGAGCACCGACCCCGUAUAAGAGGUCAAAAAUUGCGAGACUGAUUUUAGACAAACGUGAAGGACAGGCCGUGGAGAUUGAUGAGGACUCAGGUUGA